GAAGUACAUGCGACUGGACAAGGAAAAAAACGAAAGGCUGUCAUGAGAUUUGCACGCAGACUCUUACAACUAAAGAAAGACUCAGCCCCACAACAAUUAAAAGUCUUGGAACCACCGGCUGAAUAUUUAGAAGAAGAUCUAGGUCCUGGAGAUAGAGUACCACCAGAUGCUUUGUACAUGUUACAAAGUAUUAGGGUGUUUGGCCAUUUUGAAAAACCUGUAUUUCUGAAAUUAUGCAAGCAUACAGAAAUUAUGAACCUACCAGCUGGGAGUACUCUAUUUAAAAUUGGAGACCCAGAUGAAAAUUUAUUCAUUGUACAACAAGGCUUGGUCAAUGUUUAUAUUACAGGACUAGAUGGUACUCAAGUAUCAUUGAAAUUAGUAAAAACAGGAGAAUCAGUAACUAGUCUUCUUAGCUUUACGGAUGUACUUACUGGGCAUACAAGUACCUAUAAAACAGUAUCUGCUAGAACUGUGGAGGAUUCUAUAGUAGUGAAGUUACCAAUGAGUGCAUUUCAAGAGGUUUUCCAAGAUCAUCCUGAGGCAUUUGUUCGAGUUAUCCAGGUCAUUAUGGUUCGCCUCCAAAGAGUUACCUUUACUGCUUUACAUCAGUAUCUUGGCUUAUCUGCAGAAUUAGUCAAUCAAGGAACACAUAAAAAGAAACAAAGCCCGUUUUCUGGAUCGCCAGUUAGGUCACGAACUAAAGAAAAUUUUUCCACCCAAAAUAUGGAAAGUCAAUUCCCUGCACCUGCAGCUACUUCAUUAGAGCAUCACGAUGGAAGUGAAAUGCUCUAUCGUGAUGCUGCUACUUUAAGUAGUCCUCAGUCUGUACCUAUUGUCAUAAAUAAACGUCCACAAUCAGGUCAGAACACAGCAGACGCGGUACCAGAAUGUGAUUCUCACUGGCCGAAUUCUUCGCCUAUGACACCACAACAGGGAUCACAGCCAGAUGUACACACAGGAAAUUCCCAUCCAACGAAGAAACGCUCUACUACCGCUGAACCGAUUCAACAGCAACUGGACGAGGCGCACCUUGUACAACUAGCUACAGAAGCAUUUGUUAGAGAACUUGGUUUGGAAGAUGAUUCAAUACUGAAGGAUGGUAAAAUUCAAAUUAGAGAAGUACCAACCGGAACGUAUUUGAUGAAGGAAGAAUCGCAUAAGGAUGUUGCUCUUGUUUAUGUUGUAUCGGGUUCACUGACAGUCAGUCAACGAGUUUCAGAAGGCAGAGAUGUAGGUCAAGACGUUCACAUGUUUAGCGCUCAUCAAGGUGAAAUUGUUGGAGGGUUAGCUGUAUUGACUGGUGAACCCUCUUUUUAUACUAUCAGAGCAAAGCAUCCUAGUCGCAUAGCACUACUUAGUAAAUCAGUAUUCUUUGCAAUUAUGAGAGAACAACCUACUGUUGUAUUACACGUAGCCCACUCGGUUGUUCGAAGACUUAGCCCCUUUGUCAGACAGGUCGAUUUUGCUCUAGACUGGUUGUUCCUUGAAAGUGGAAGAGCCGUGUACAGGCAAGGAGACGAAUCAGACUCAACGUUUAUUGUAUUGAGUGGUCGACUGCGGUCAGUGAUUACAUAUAAGAACGGAAAGAAAGAACUCGUCGCAGAAUACGGUAAAGGAGAUCUAAUAGGCAUCGUAGAAAUGGUCACGCAAACUCCGCGAUCGACUACGGUUAUGGCAGUCCGAGAUUCUGAACUAGCAAAAUUACCCGAGGGACUGUUCAAUGUCAUCAAACUCCGUUUCCCGAUAGUAGUUACGAGGCUUAUAAAUUUACUUGGUCAUCGUAUUCUUGGUACCUGGCAACAACCACAUGCGAAAUACAGUGGUGUUAAUAGACAACGAGCCGCUGCAACAGUCGAUACAAGACCAGCUCAAGUAAAUUUUUCAACUGUUGCUAUAGUCCCAAUAUCCGACGAUGUACCACUAACUGCGUUCACUUAUGAACUUUACCAUUCGUUGUGUGCUAUUGGACCAUGUACGCGUCUUACUUCAGACGUUGUCCGUAAAACAUUAAGUAGCACCAUCAUGGAACCCGCGAAUGAAUAUCGUUUAACAUCAUGGCUUGCACAACAAGAAGAUCAGCAUCGAAUCUCGUUGUAUCAGUGCGAUCCAACGUAUACACUGUGGACACAACGAUGCGUACGACAGGCUGAUUGUAUUCUUAUUGUGGGUUUAGGUGAUAGGCAACCCUCUAUAGGUAGAACAGAGCGUGAAAUUGAACGUUUAGUAAUGAGAACGCAAAAAGAAUUGGUGCUAUUGCACAAAGAAGGUGGACAGCGGCCCACGAAUACUGUGCAGUGGUUGAACAUGAGAUCUUGGGUUUCUAGUCACCAUCACAUUCAAUGUCCAAAGAGAAUGUUCACGAGAAGAUCUCAGUAUAGAAUUAAUGAAUUGUAUUCCAAAGUUCUUAUGUCAGAACCAAACGUACAUAGCGAUUUCAGUAGACUUGCUCGCUGGUUAACCGGAACUUCGGUUGGUCUCGUACUUGGAGGUGGUGGUGCUAGAGGUGCAGCCCACGUGGGAAUGCUCAAAGCGAUUAUUGAAGCCGGAAUACCCAUAGAUAUGGUCGGCGGAGUCAGUAUUGGGGCAUUUAUGGGUGCGUUAUGGUGCAUGGAGAAAAAUAUUACGACAACAACUCAAAAGGCUCGUGAAUGGUCUAAGAAAAUGACACAAUGGUGGAGACAAAUAAUGGAUUUGACAUAUCCGGUGACAUCCAUGUUUUCUGGAAAAGAUUUUAAUAAAACGAUUCAAGGGACAUUUGGUGAUACAUACAUAGAAGAUCUGUGGUUACCAUAUUUUACAAUUACCACAGACAUCACUGACUCUUGUAUGCGUACUCACACGCACGGAUCGCUGUGGCGGUACAUACGGGCUUCGAUGUCUUUGUCGGGUUAUAUGCCACCCAUGUGUGACCCGGUUGACGGCCAUCUCCUACUCGACGGCGGGUACGUCAAUAACCUUCCAGCUGACGAAAUGCUGAGGCAAGGAGCGCAUCACAUUUUGGCCAUUGACGUUGGAUCACAGGAUGACACGGACUUGACAAAUUACGGAGAUUCUUUAUCCGGUUGGUGGCUACUAUGGAAACGAUGGAAUCCUUUCGCGACACCUGUUAAAGUACCAAAUUUACCCGAUAUACAAUCAAGAUUGGCAUACGUGAGUUGCGUACGGCAACUGGAGGAAGUAAAGAACUCGGAUUAUUGUGAAUACAUCAGGCCACCGAUAGAUAAAUUUAAAACUCUUCAGUUUACUAAUUUCGACCAAAUUAAAGAUGUCGGGUAUCAGCACGGAAAAACGUACUUUGAAGGACAAUCAAAAGCUGGAGUUCUCCCCCGUUUUAAUGCCGACAGAGAAAAUGCUCGGGCUUUACGAGCGAAACACCAAGCAUCGACUCAGCAGUCCGUAUCCUCGUAUACUUUCACGGAUUUAGCUCAGAUGGUGUGUAAAGUCUCCAGAGGAAGUCGAUAUGUAGAUCUGGAUAUUGAUUCUGAUACAGAUGAGUUAGAAGAGUACGAGGCGGAUCUAGAGGAAGAUGCACAAGAAGUAGGUUAUGCCUCUGAACCCACUGCCGGUAUUCUAGACCAGAGCCCUGACGAAAAUCAUCUACGGCGCAGAGCCGGCGUUUCAUUAAGCUUAUCUGACACUGAGGCCGAGUCAGAAUUAGAUUACCAUCCAAAAAUAUUUUAAACAUUUUUAUUUUGUCACUCUUAUUUUAAGGUCGUAUAAGUUCUAUGUCCUGUACAAAUUGUUAUAACAUUGAAAUCACGCAUAGCUGAGUGAAAAAUGUAUUUAUACUGAAGUACAAAUAAAAAUAUUAAUGAGUACAUUGCUAUUGUCAAGUUAACAAUGCAAUAUUUCAUUA
Messenger RNA from Dufourea novaeangliae, 3859 nucleotides. It is a transcript of the gene sws, whose product is annotated as neuropathy target esterase sws. The record is from RefSeq and is a predicted model, not a curated record. Gene Ontology annotation, cellular component: endoplasmic reticulum. Gene Ontology annotation, biological process: phosphatidylcholine metabolic process. The transcript is spliced from 14 exons. NCBI's taxonomy places the organism in Eukaryota, Metazoa, Arthropoda, Insecta, Hymenoptera, Halictidae. Gene Ontology annotation, molecular function: phosphatidylcholine lysophospholipase A1 activity. Bases 43 to 3684 code for a protein of 1213 amino acids.